AUUAUUUGAUUUAUAUCUUUAUUAUUUAUAGUUUUAGAUGGUACAUGAUUUAAGUUUCAAGAUCUAUUGCUUUAUUUUAAAAUCUACACGGUUUUAAUAGAUCCAUUAAAGUUUAGACCAUUGUCAUUUUUCUAAGAUUAUUUAUUCCAUUUGUAACGCUUAACGCAUAACAAUACUUUGACUACCCGUUAUUGGUCCCACACACGGCCAUAAUAAAUUUACUAAACCCCAAAAAUACAAUUUGGUAAAACAGUAAUAUUUGAUUAUACGAAUCUGAUUUGACUUAACGACACUAGUCAAACCCCUUAUUUUCUCUCCAAACCCACCAAUCACACACUUACACACACCUCUUUAAAUAAUUCUAUUCUUUUUUUGUAUUAUUCCAUCAACUUACCACUGGCCAUUAUAUUUCUCCCUUAAUUUUUGUUCCUUCAUUUGACCUGCUUGAAACUUUUUUUUUGUUAGAUCUUUUGUCGUGUUUCAUACUUUUAAAUAUUUUACAUAUUUGGAUAUUUCUCUUGGCUUAAUUCCUUAUUCCACAUUCCACAUUCCACAUUCCACGCUUAUCACAAAAUCUUUCUCCUUUGUCUCGCUUUUUUCCUUUGUUCUUUCACAUGUGUAUAUACACACAGAACACACACUUAAAUUUCUAUUGUCAUAUAAAACUUCAACUUUACCUUUUCUCUUACAAAAAACACUAUCUUCUUCAUCAAAUUCUAUUGAUUCUGUUUUUCCUCAUCCUCCUCUAUGGCCCUCUCACCUAAUUCAAGCUCUUUAGAUUUAACAAUAUCAAUUCCGAGUUUUUCUCCAUCUCCUUCACUUGGUGAUCAUGAUCACGGGGUGAGAGAUUUGGACAUAAACCAAACUCCAAAGACGGAAGAAGAUCGUGAGUGGAUCAUGAUCGGUGCAACACCACAUGUCAACGAAGAUGAUAGCAACCCCGGUGGCCGGCGGCGCAAAAAGCUCCGUCUAACCAAAGAGCAAUCACAUCUUCUUGAAGAGAGUUUCAUACAAAACCAUACCUUAACCCCUAAGCAAAAAAAAGAUUUAGCCACCUUUUUGAAGCUUAGUCAAAGGCAAGUUGAGGUGUGGUUUCAAAAUCGAAGAGCUCGGAGUAAGCUAAAGCACACGGAGAUGGAAUGUGAGUAUCUAAAAAGAUGGUUCGGAUCGUUGAAGGAGCAAAAUCGACGGCUACAAAUAGAAGUUGAAGAACUAAGAGCUCUAAAGCCAUCAUCGACCUCGGCUUUAACCAUGUGUCCUCGGUGUGAACGUGUGACUGAUGCAGCAGAUAAUGACUCUAAUGCCGUUCAAGAGGGUGCAGUUCUAAGCAGCCGGUCACGGAUGACAAUUUCCUCUUCCUCUUCUCUCUGUUGACUGGUUUGGUCGAAGUCAAAAGUCAAAAGAUAGAAACGCCUGUUUCGGGGUACAAAGCAAAGAUUUGAUGAUGAUUAGGAAGAUUUUGUGCAUAGUUCGCUAAUUACUUAUUCCACCAAUGGAAGAAAAAUAGUGUAAUACUCGUUUAAUAGCUUUUUCUUGUUAUUUAUUCAAAAUUCUGUUUUCCAUGUCCCUUCUAAGUAAGUAAUUCUAUUGACUUGAAUAUAGAUAUGUUUUACUU
Molecule: messenger RNA, 1615 nt
Organism: Arabidopsis lyrata subsp. lyrata
Lineage: Eukaryota; Viridiplantae; Streptophyta; Magnoliopsida; Brassicales; Brassicaceae
Product: homeobox-leucine zipper protein ATHB-X
Exons: 4
Coding region: 748-1374 (208 amino acids)
Biological process (GO): regulation of DNA-templated transcription
Molecular function (GO): sequence-specific DNA binding; DNA-binding transcription factor activity, RNA polymerase II-specific
Source: RefSeq, a predicted model, not a curated record